Geodia barretti is the source of this 213-nucleotide messenger RNA. The record is from the annotation of a GenBank genome assembly. NCBI's taxonomy places the organism in Eukaryota, Metazoa, Porifera, Demospongiae, Tetractinellida, Geodiidae.
AAAACUGACUUUAUAGCUAGUCCUGGACUCCUGAUUCAGUUGCUCUUCAAACAGCUAAGCUUGCAGAAACGUAUUAAAUUUUGUAGUUUUGUGGAAUCUGACUACUCUGAGAAUGAAUGCUGGUUUGUCAGUCGUAAUAUUGGUAGUCUUCUGGUUGGCUCAUCUCACCACCGCCCAGUCACAAAAUUCCAGCAAAAUUCUGGCUGCAAACAA